AAAUCUAUUUCUGAAAAACGUCGGGAGAGUACUUAGUUUACAAGUAAAAGUAGUCGGUCUAAUAAAAUAUCGCAGAGUCGGCAGAUUUAGGAAUUCAUCAUCGGACUGGCAGAAGAUAACUAAUUCCGGUGAAGUGUGACCGGAAUCCUAAGAGAUUUACCAGUUGAGAGGAAGAGAAAGGCAAAGAUGGGAAAGAAACAACACAGUAAAGAUCGGAUGUACAUCACCAAGACUGAAUGGGCUACUGAAUGGGGAGGUGCCAAGUCUAAAGAGCUUCAUACUCCCUUCAAACGUCUCCCUUUUUAUUGCUGCGCUCUGACAUUUACACCCUUUGAAGUUCCAGUUUGCACUCAGGAUGGCUGUGUUUUUGAUACAAUGCAUAUAAUACCUUACAUUAGGAAGUAUGGAAAGAAUCCUGUUACUGGAGCGCGACUUGAACUUGGGGAUCUUAUUCCUCUUACAUUCCAUAAGAAUUCAGAAGGGGAAUUUCAUUGCCCAGUAUUGAACAAAGUCUUCACUGAAUUCACUCACAUAGUUGCAGUAAAGACCACUGGAAACGUGUUCUGUUAUGAGGCAAUCAAAGAGUUGAAUAUCAAAACGAAAAACUGGAAAGAGCUUCUCACAGAUGAACCAUUUACCAAAAGCGAUCUUAUAACAAUUCAGAAUCCUAAUGAACUUGAUGUGAAAAAAGUUCUCGAUGAUUUUGAUCAUGUUAAAAAGGGCUUAAAAGUAGACGAUGAAGAAUUGAAAAAAAUGGAGUCAGAUCCAACCUAUAACAUAAAUGUGAGCGGAGACAUCAAGCAGAUGCUUGCAGAACUUGGGACUGAGAAAGGAAAAAAAACGGCAUUAUUGGGAGGAGGUGGAAGCAAGGCGCAGCAAGAAAGGGCGGCUGCACUUGAAGCUAUUUUAGCUGCUAGAUCACGUAUUGUAGAUGAUUCUAAAUCAAAUGGAAAGACUGAAAUCAGACAGGGUUACAGUAUCGUAGAUGCUGCAUCUGCGUCAGUACAUGGAAGAAGUGCUGCUGCUGCAAAAGCUGCGCCAGCUGAAAAAACUGCUGCUCGUAUAGCUGCCCACAUGGCUGGUGAUAUAGCUCCAGUGAAUGCAAAGCUGGUGAAAAGUCGUUAUACAACUGGUGCUGCUUCGAGAUCCUUCACUUCGACUUCUUUUGAUCCUGUUACCAAAAAUGAAUAUGAAUAUGUAAAGGUUGAGAAAAAUCCUAAGAAAAAAGGAUAUGUGCAACUGCACACAUCCCAUGGUGAUUUAAAUAUUGAGUUGCAUUGCGAUAUCACUCCUAGGACAUGUGAGAAUUUUAUUACUCUAUGCGAACAAGGAUACUACAAUGGUGUUAUUUUUCACAGAAACAUAAGGAAUUUCAUGAUUCAAGGAGGGGAUCCAACUGGUACAGGAACAGGGGGUCAAUCAAUCUGGGGUAAGCCUUUUAAAGACGAGGUGAACUCAAAGCUGCUUCACACUGGAAGAGGUGUCGUUAGUAUGGCCAAUAGCGGUCCUCACUCCAACGGCUCUCAAUUUUUCAUCAUGUACAAAUCUGCAAAGUAUCUAAACUACAAGCACUCUGUAUUCGGUAUGGUAGUUGGUGGCUUGACAACUCUUGCAGCGAUGGAAAAAGUUCCCGUGGAUGAUAAGGACCGGCCUCUGGAAGAGAUUAAGAUUAAUCGUGUGACUGUCUUUGUCAACCCUUAUACUGAACCCGACGAAGAAGAGGAAGAGAAACCCAAUGAGGACAAGGUCCAGGAUGAAGAAAAUGAAAAGGUAGGAUCUUGGUAUAGCAACCCUGGCACAGGUGCAACAGAUGCUGGGGCUGUCGGUGGCGGAAUCGGGAAAUACUAUAAAUCCAGAAUGGCUCAAGCCGAUACAACUACAUCUGAAGCUGUUACUGGUAAUACAAAGAAAAGGAAAGCGACCGUUACAGGGGACUUUAAGGAUUUUUCUGGCUGGUAAAUUCGGAUCACUUACUGUUGAAAUUUAUGUAGUUUUGUAGACCUAAUUGUAGCAUAGCACUAGUUUAGUCUCCCACAAUGUAGGGGUUCUUAAUUAUACACAAAAAAGAAUAUAUUGAUUAUAUUGAAAGCUUGUUUCUCGGUUUAGUUUCAUAUUUACAAUGUGUUUCAGUUAAUUUUCAUUCUGUUUAGUUAACUUUAGUUCAAUAUUUUCAGUUUCAGAGAAUAUGCAUUUGUGAAUAAGUUUUAAAAAACAAAUUUCUUUGAACAGUCUUCA
This is a messenger RNA of Amaranthus tricolor (Joseph's coat), 2235 nucleotides long. RefSeq names its product peptidyl-prolyl cis-trans isomerase CYP65. The transcript has 11 exons. Bases 187 to 1959 code for a protein of 590 amino acids. The record is from RefSeq and is a predicted model, not a curated record. Gene Ontology annotation, cellular component: catalytic step 2 spliceosome. Gene Ontology annotation, biological process: protein polyubiquitination; protein folding; protein peptidyl-prolyl isomerization. Gene Ontology annotation, molecular function: peptidyl-prolyl cis-trans isomerase activity; ubiquitin-ubiquitin ligase activity. NCBI's taxonomy places the organism in Eukaryota, Viridiplantae, Streptophyta, Magnoliopsida, Caryophyllales, Amaranthaceae.